GACAACAAAAGCACUGCAAACCCUUCGUUCACAAUUACUUGCUGAUUUCUCGAAGUGUACUCAAACGUCAAAGUUUUCUCCAAACGAUACAACUGAAAGAUAUCUUCAUGGUGUUUGGGAAAAGCAAAACGGGAUUCAAUUUUGUUCACCAGGACCAGAUCUGGAAAGACCACAUCGGCCACGAGCACAGUGCAUCAAAACGUUGGCCCGAGAACUGGGGUUUUCUGAUCGGACAGUACAAGAUUUUGGCAAAUGAAGAUGAAAGUGUUGCAAAUGGAGCGGCCGCAGUAAGAGUAAAGCAACGACGUGAGGCUCUAAAGCUACCACCCAUUGACGCUAGUGUAGCGUCACAACUGUCAGUCGGCAAGUCAAAUGCAAAAUUUCCAACUAAGACAUCUGAAGAGGUUGGUUGGAGAUCAACUCAACCAUCUUGCAACUUGGAAAGAUAUGGACGAUACACAAAAUUCAAGUCAUCGUUCCUUGGACAAAUGAAAUGGCCCCCAGAAGCAGUAGAUUAAUAAUUAUUAAUUGCUAUUUCCACUCACACGGAUGAUAAUGUUAGUGUUAAGUUUUCAAAUGGGUUGUUGAUUAAGCAUCUCACGCAUUGUACAUGGCUUAUUAUGCAAUAGAGGCUAUUUAAUGGUUGUAGGCAACGGCCUGGUUUUUCUCAGGUUUCUCUCAGGUUUCAACCAAAAUAGUUAAAUGCCAUCAAUGGCUUAUGAGAGGUAGAAUUUUCCAACUAGCAGGACACUUAAACUAAACUACUAAAAUGUUUAAAAAAUUUCUUCUUGUAUUAACAAACUUAGUGGUAAUUUAUUUUGAAACAUAUCUUCUUACCAUCAAGGCCAAGAGAUUGUUAAUUAUUUUUUUAAAUCUGACAAUUGGAAGUGAACAAUUGAUGGCAUUGUUACUUGGAUGUAUUGAGUGUUAUUUAUUUUAAUACUCUCAUUCUCUCAUACGAAUGUACUUCAAUUAUUUUUGACUAACUAAAAUAGCUAUGGUGUUAUAGCAAAAAUGUCUGAUUGUAAAAAGACAUUUGGAAAACAGGGAGAAUAUUUUUUUUUCAUUUAGGAUUGAAGUGUUAACCCUUUAAUUCCCAGAAGUGAUUCACAUGUAACUUCUCCCAACAAUAUCCACCCACUAUCAAGCAAACAGGUAAUGAGAGUUGUCACAUAUUCAGGUAAAAGUUUUUA
Molecule: messenger RNA, 1193 nt
Organism: Pocillopora verrucosa
Lineage: Eukaryota; Metazoa; Cnidaria; Anthozoa; Scleractinia; Pocilloporidae
Product: ciliary microtubule inner protein 1-like
Source: RefSeq, a predicted model, not a curated record